Messenger RNA from Quercus robur (English oak), 683 nucleotides. RefSeq names its product mitochondrial import inner membrane translocase subunit TIM23-1-like. Gene Ontology annotation, cellular component: TIM23 mitochondrial import inner membrane translocase complex; mitochondrial inner membrane. Gene Ontology annotation, biological process: protein import into mitochondrial matrix. Gene Ontology annotation, molecular function: transmembrane protein transporter activity. Lineage: Eukaryota; Viridiplantae; Streptophyta; Magnoliopsida; Fagales; Fagaceae. The transcript has a single exon. The coding region runs from base 114 to 674 and encodes 186 amino acids. The record is from RefSeq and is a predicted model, not a curated record.
AAAAGUUAAAAAAAAGCCUACUGCAAAGUGAAAUCUCUCUCUCUCUCUCUCUGUGUUUGAGAGAUUUCCAAACCCUAACUCUAAAACCAGAAUAAGAUCCACAAAUCAACGAAAUGGAUAGCGAACGAAAACCCGACCCGAAUAACACCCAGACCCGAUACUACGACCCGUACCAAGGGAUCCAAGUCCCGAUCCCAGUUCGCAACGUCUACCAACUCCCCACCGCCCCUCAAUUCCUCUUCGACGAAGAAGCUCGCCGGAGCCGCCGUAAUCUCAGCGACAACCUCACCUUCUUCACCGGCUGCGGCUACCUCCUCGGGGCUCUAGGCGGCGGAGCUUCCGGCCUCGUCACCGGAGUCAAGUCGUUCGAGCCCGGCGACACCGCGAAGCUCCGGGCCAAUCGGGUGCUCAACUCUUCCGGUCACGCGGGCCGGGCGUGGGGGAACCGGCUGGGGAUCAUCGGGCUCAUCUACGCCGGCAUGGAGGGCGGGGCCAUGGCGCUGAGGGACGUCGACGAUGUGUGGAACAGCGUGGCGGCGGGGCUCGGUACCGGCGCCGUGUAUAGGGCGGCGCGUGGAGUGAGGUCGGCUGCGGUUGCGGGUGCCGUCGGGGGAGUUUUGGUCGGAGCCGCCGUGACGGCGAAGCAGGCGUUGAAGCGAUAUGUGCCCAUAUGAAAAAAAGAA